This is a messenger RNA of Nematolebias whitei (Rio pearlfish), 1473 nucleotides long. It is a transcript of the gene eef1a1l3, whose product is annotated as Elongation factor 1-alpha-like. Gene Ontology annotation, biological process: translational elongation; translation. NCBI's taxonomy places the organism in Eukaryota, Metazoa, Chordata, Actinopteri, Cyprinodontiformes, Rivulidae. Gene Ontology annotation, molecular function: GTP binding; translation elongation factor activity; GTPase activity. The record is from RefSeq and is a predicted model, not a curated record. The coding region runs from base 81 to 1454 and encodes 457 amino acids. The transcript has 7 exons.
GGCUAUUUGAUAGAAAAACCUGAGUAAAGCUAGUUAAUUGUAAGUGAUAUUAUAAUUGUUGGUUGUUCUACUGAACAGCGAUGGGAAAAGAGAAGGCUCAUGUUAAUGUGGUCAUCAUUGGCCAUGUUGACAGUGGAAAGUCCACGACAACCGGACACCUCGUCUACAAGUGUGGUGGCAUCGAUCAGAGGAAACUGGACAAGUUUGAGAAGGCUGCAGCUCAGAUGGGGAAGAGUUCCUUCAAGUUCGCCUGGCUGCUGGACAAGCUGAAGGCCGAGCGGGAGCGGGGGAUCACCAUUGAUAUUUCCCUGCUGAAAUUCAACACCCAGAAAUACAACAUGACCAUCAUUGAUGCUCCUGGUCAUCGUGACUUUAUUAAAAACAUGAUCACUGGGACAUCUCAGGCGGAUGUUGCCCUCUUGGUGGUUUCUGCGGCGAAAGGUGAAUAUGAAGCAGGCGUGUCCAGAAGUGGUCAGACCAGAGAACAUGCCUUGCUGGCCUACACUCUGGGUGUCAAGCAGAUCAUCGUCUGCGUGAACAAGAUGGAUUUGACUGAACCGCCGUACAGCCAGAAGCGCUACGAAGAAGUGGUGCGAGGUGUGAAGGUCUUCCUGAAGAAGAUUGGCUACGAUGUUGCAGCAAUUCCAUUUGUUCCCAUUUCUGGCUGGACUGGGGAGAACAUGAUCACCCCAACCCAGAAGAUGCCAUGGUACCAAGGCUUUAAAGUGCGACAACGGGAAGGAACGGCGAGUGGGAAGACUCUGCUUGAAGUCCUAGACUCCAUUCAACCGCCCGUGCGCACCAUUAACAAACCACUACGGCUACCUCUGCAGGAUGUGUACAAAAUUGGAGGAGUUGGGACUGUACCAGUAGGAAAGAUCGAAACUGGCAUCCUCAAACCUGGCAUGACUCUGAUGUUCUCCCCUGCCAAGCUUACAGCAGAAGUUAAGUCUAUUGAGAUGCACCACCAGGGGCUGGACACAGCUCUGCCGGGCCACAACGUUGGCUUCAAUAUUAAGAACGUGUCCGUCAAGAACCUGCGGCGAGGAGACGUGGCUGGGAACGCUCAGCAGGAUCCUCCUUCAGAUGUCCACAGCUUCGAAGCUCAGGUGAUCAUCCUAAACCAUCCAGGGAAGAUAAAAACUGGCUACUCCCCGGUGCUGGACUGCCACACUGCCCACAUCACCUGCCGGUUCGUGGAGCUCAAGGAGAAACUUGACCGCCGUACAGGCAAGAAACUGGAGGACCACCCUCAGAUCCUGAUGUCUGGAGAUGCUGCAACAGUCAAACUAAUUCCUGUAAAGCCCAUGUGUGUGGAGAGCUUCUUCCAUUAUCCUCCAUUAGGCCGCUUUGCUGCACGAGACUUGAAGCAGACGGUUGCAGUGGGAGUCAUCAAGUCUGUGGAGAAGAACCACGGGUCAAAAGUGACGCACAAAACCCAAGUGUCUAAAUAAAACUGUUAAAAUGAGACUA